AUGACAGUAUCCAAUACUACGACCAUGGUGCAACAGCCUUCCACUCAGACCCCGACGAGGCGGAGGUGCAGACGAGAAGGCGCCAAGUGGACACGGUCUGGCUGCUUGACAUGCAAGCGUCGUCGGAAGCGGUGUGAUGAAGCGAAGCCCUGCUGUCAUAGUUGCGCCAGGUUGGGCUUGAAAUGUGAGGGCUAUGGCUCAAUGUGGGCAGAGCCUCUAGACCCAUCAGCAAAUGUCUUCAGCCAGUUUAAAGCACCGAAACGGCGUCGAGUUAAGCUCUGGUUGUCCCCGAGCUCCCCAGUCUCGAGCAGUCUAUCAACAGCGCCAACAACUCCGACCGAAUCUGACAACAGCAGUCUAUACUCUUGGAACAAUGAGAACAAUGAAUAUGAAGACAAACAGGUUACCGUACCUGAAAUUGACUCCUGCUAUGCACUCACCGUGGCUUCACCCAUGCCAAGUAGGUACUUCAGUCAUCUUUCGCAUCACGAUACGCACUAUCUCCAGUAUCACACCGAGCUGGGCUCCAAGCUACUAGCCAACCUUGAGAGUAUCGACAACCCCCUUCGAUCGUUUCUCAUACCCCGAGCCCUAUCAUCGCCUCUUCUGAUGAAAGCUUUGUGUGCGGUAUCGGCAACACAUUUUGCAAAUCGUUCCCGAGACAAAGAAGAGGCCCAAACAGCCGCGACGGACUACUACGUUCAAACGCUGAGUGGACUGCAGUCAACAAUUGCCAAAUAUUCAGCGCGGACCCUUCCCGAUGAGGCCAUUCUGGCGGUAGCCAUGCUUUGCAAGUACGAAAUCGUACGCGGAAGCGUUCAACAGUGGACCGCGCAUCUGAACGCCCUGCAAGAGCUCAUAGUGGCUCGCGGUGGAGUUGAUGUUCUGAAAGAUGACAUGAGGGAAUUCCUAAGCGGCUUCUACAUCUAUGCCUAUAACAUGGCUAGAAUCAGCAACCGCAAGCACAUCAACUACGACCUUGAUAUAGGCAACGUCAAAAUCUCCAAGCUCGACAUCUACAUCGGCUACGCAGAAGACCUCAUUAAGAUAUGCGCCCGAAUAGCUGACCUCCCCACCCUAUCUCAAGACCCUGUAGCCUUGGACCUAGAGGUCCGCUUAAUCGACACAUCCCUUCGAGACUGGGCACCCACCAACACCGAGUAUAUCCUCCCACGGGGCAUAACCGAAUCGAACCUUAUCCGCCUGCGCAUGGUCGCCAACUGCUUCCGCGAUGCUGCGUACAUCUAUCUCCAUUCCACCCUAGAAAGAAUGAACCAGAGAACGGCACCACCAUUAUCACCACAAUUUGCUGCCCCAUUGCAAUUAACACUGCAUACGCCAUCCAAACCAGCACCAACACCAUCCAUCUCCCUCCCUCGAUCAAGUGCACUACAUCAGCUCUUGUCCAGACUCAGGGAAUUCCCACUCGACGAGCACUGCGAAUACUCUGCACUUACAUUCCCACUCUUCAUUGCUGGCUGCGAGAGCAAACAUCCCUCAGACCAAACGCUCAUCAUACAGUCAUUGGAUAAACUAGAGGCGAACUUUGGCAUCGGCAAUGUGAGAAGAGCAAAAGAGAUGUUGAGUAUCCUCUGGGCGGGAGAAGGGGAUGUGCAUUGGCUAGAUAUGUUGGAGCGGUUACAGUGGGACUUGAUUCUUGCUUAG
Aspergillus vadensis CBS 113365 is the source of this 1665-nucleotide messenger RNA. RefSeq names its product Zn(II)2Cys6 transcription factor. Gene Ontology annotation, cellular component: nucleus. The transcript has 5 exons. Gene Ontology annotation, biological process: positive regulation of transcription by RNA polymerase II. Bases 1 to 1665 code for a protein of 554 amino acids. Gene Ontology annotation, molecular function: zinc ion binding; transcription cis-regulatory region binding; DNA-binding transcription factor activity, RNA polymerase II-specific. NCBI's taxonomy places the organism in Eukaryota, Fungi, Ascomycota, Eurotiomycetes, Eurotiales, Aspergillaceae. The record is from RefSeq and is a predicted model, not a curated record.